GACUACAAAACCGCAUCGAAGAAAGGGGAGCCGAAGUCGAUCGGGUCACCAAACCCUAGACUCUCUUUCUUGGCCUUCGAUUUCUCGCGCGGUCAUCUUGAUUUCGACGCCUUCUCCUUCGAAUCCGUUGUGCUCCGCCUCUCGGCCGCGCCUCCGGCUCUAAUUCGAUAUCCUCGUCGCCGUUCCUCGCCGGCGUCUCGGCUCUGAUCGCCGGAUAUGUCGUCGCUGAGUCGGGAGCUGGUGUUCCUGAUACUCCAGUUCCUGGAUGAGGAGAAGUUCAAGGAAUCCGUGCACAAGCUUGAGCAGGAAGCGGGGUUUUUCUUUAAUAUGAAAUACUUCGAGGAGAAGGUGCAGGCGGGAGAGUGGGAGGAAGCGGAGAAGUACCUCUCGGGAUACACCAAGGUUGAUGAUAACAGGUAUUCGAUGAAGAUUUUCUUCGAGAUUAGGAAGCAGAAGUAUCUAGAGGCGCUUGACAGGCAUGACAGGGCAAAGGCAGUUGAAACACUCAUAAAGGAUCUCAAGGUUUUCUCAACGUUUAAUGAGGAUUUGUAUAAAGAAAUUACUCAGCUUCUCACCCUUGAAAACUUUAGGGAAAACGAGCAGUUGUCUAAAUAUGGUGAUACUAAGUCUGCUAGAAGUACCAUGCUGGUAGAGCUCAAGAAGUUAAUUGAAGCAAAUCCUCUCUUUCGAGAAAAACUUGUCUUUCCUACACUUAAAGCUUCACGCCUGCGAACUCUGAUUAAUCAAAGCUUGAACUGGCAGCAUCAACUCUGUAAGACUCCAAGGUCAAAUCCUGACAUCAAGACAUUGUUCAUGGACCAUGCUUGCACCCCUCCAAAUGGAGCUCGUGCUUCACCAGUCUCUUUUCCUGUUGCAGCUGUUCCAAAGGCUGUUGGUACAUAUACACCACUUGGUGCUCAUGGGCCAUUUCCACCCCAGGCUACUGCAAAUGCUAGUGCUUUAGCUGGUUGGAUGGCUAACGCUGCUGCUUCAUCCUCUGUCCAGUCUGCUGUUGUUGCACCAUCAUCAAUACCUCUUCCACCAAAUCAAGCAGUCCCCAUCUUGAAACGCCCAAGAACUCCUCCGAAUGCUAUUGGCAUGUCAAACUAUCAAAAUGCUGAAUCUGAGCAGAUGAUGAAACGUCUACGGUCUGGUGCACAUCCAGUUGACGAGCAGGUUAGCUAUCCUGCACCUCACCCACAAGUUACAUGGUCGCUGGAUGACCUGCCAAGAGUUGUAGCCUGCUCCUUGACAGAGGGAUCCAAUGUGACUAGCAUGGACUUUCAUCCUUUUCAUCAUACAUCACUUCUUGUGGGCUCCAACACUGGUGAAAUCACACUUUGGGAGAUUGGUAUCCAGCAGAAGUUGGUGUCCAAGCCAUUUAGAGUAUGGGAUACGGCUGCUUGUUCACCACAAUUCCAGAGUGCCAUUGUCAAAGACUCUUCUAUAUCUGUCACUCGAGUUAUUUGGAGUCCAGAUGGAAGUUUAAUAGGGGUUGCAUUCUCGAAGCACUUGAUUCAUAUACAUGAAUAUCAAGCACCAAAUGAUCUCCGUCUAUUUGAACUCCGCCAAUUUGAUCUCCGCCAACUUUUAGAGAUUGAUGCUCAUGUUGGUGGAGUCAAUGAUAUUGCAUUCUCUCAACGAGAUGAACGACUGUGUGUGGUCACUUGUGGAGAUGAUAAGCUAAUAAAGGUAUGGGAUCUAAGUGGUCAAAGGCUUUAUGUCUUUGAAGGACAUGAAGCACCUGUCUAUUCUAUAUGCCCCCACCGCAAGGAGAAUAUUCAGUUUAUCUUCUCAACUUCCGUUGAUGGAAAAAUAAAGGCUUGGCUGUAUGACAACGUGGGAUCUAUGGUUGACUUUAAUACCCCUGGGCACUUGUUUACCACAAUGGUUUACAGUGCCGAUGGAAGUCGACUCUUCUCAUGUGGGACUAGCAAAGAUGGGGACUGUAUUCUUGUUGAGUGGAAUGAAAGUGAGGGAUCCAUAAAGAGGCAAUAUUCUGGGUUCCGGAAGAAGUCCACGGUUGUUGUUCAGUUUGACACUUCCCAGAAUCAUUUUUUGGCUGCUGGUGAAGAUAACCAAAUAAAAUUUUGGAGUGUUGACAGCAUUAACAUGCUGGCAAGUACUGACGCUGAUGGUGGACUUCCUAGUCGUCCACAUUUGAGAUUCAACAAGAAAGGAAAUCUUCUUGCUGUUGCAACAGUAGAUAAUGGCUUUAAAAUAUUAGCUAAUGCAGAUGGCCUUGCGGCACUACGAGCCUUUGGAAAUCGCUCUUUUGAACCAUUUAGAGCUCAACAUGAAGCUACUCCUAUCAGGGUCUCAAAUUCUCCUGUGGUGGCAAGCAUCUCACCAAACAUCAGUAAUGUUGAAUCAUUGGACAGAAAUUCUCCUGCGAAACCAUCUACUGUUCUUAAUGGAGGUGAUAUAACUCCUAGAAAUGUAGAUAAGCCAAGAAUAUCAGAAGAAUUGCCAGAUAAGAUGAAGUCAUGGGAGUUGGCUGAAGUUUUUAAUCCACAACAGUGCCGAGUUGCUACCAUGCCAGAGACUGAUUCUGCCAGCAAGGUCACAAGGCUUCUUUAUACAAAUUCUGGUGUUGGCUUAUUAGCUCUGGGGUCCAAUGCUAUUCAGAGGGUGUGGAAAUGGAGUCGCAAUGAGCAGAAUCCAAGUGGCAAGGCCACGGCCAGUGUUGUGCCGCAGCAUUGGCAACCAAACAGUGGUCUUCUUAUGACCAAUGAUGUAUCGGAUACAAGUCCAGAAGAGGCAGUUCCUUGUAUUGCGCUCUCAAAGAAUGACUCGUAUGUAAUGUCUGCAUGUGGUGGGAAGGUUUCCUUAUUUAACAUGAUGACAUUCAGGGUAAUGACAACUUUCAUGUCACCCCCACCUGCUUCGACAUUCUUAGCAUUCCACCCACAGGACAACAACAUUAUAGCAAUUGGAAUGGAAGAUUCAACCAUCCACAUAUACAAUGUUAAGGUGGAUGAGGUCCAAACAAAAUUGAAAGGUCACCAGAAGCGCAUAAGUGGGCUGGCAUUUUCCAACAAUCUUAAUAUACUUGUAUCUUCUGGUGCUGAUGCACAGCUCUGCAUAUGGAGUACUGAGACUUGGGAGAAGAAGAAAUCUGUAGCUAUUCAACUGCCUGAAGGGACGAAGUCAGUUGGUGACACCCGAGUCCAGUUUAAUUCUGAUCAAAGCCGCUUGUUAGUUGUCCACGAAACACAGCUAGCUAUAUAUGACACCUUGAAAAUUGAGCGUAUCCAUCAGUGGGUUCCUCAAGAUGCCUUAUCUGCUCCUAUAUCGUAUGCUUCAUAUUCGUGUUUCAGCGAACUUGUUUAUGCUUCCUUUUGUGAUGGUAAUAUUGGUGUCUUCGAUGCUGACAACUUGAGAUUAAGAUGCCGAAUUGCCCCGUCCGCAUACACGUCACCUGCUGCUGCAAGCAGUUUUAGUCGGAGCAUCGUUAGAAUUGUGGAUUCACCUGCUGAUCAACAUUCAUUUUCAUUUUUCAGCAACCCAACAUAUCCUCUUGUGAUUGCGGCCCACCCGCAAGAGCCAAAUCAAUUUGCAGUUGGUUUGACAGACGGAGCAGUAAAAGUAAUAGAGCCAUCAAAGUCGGAAGGAAGGUGGGGGGCUCCCACACCUGUUGAUAAUGGGGUACAUGUUCGCAGGAUGCAGACAUUAUCAACUACAAGCAAUCCUGCUGCGGACCAGCCCCAAAGAUGAUUGCUUCUAUUAUUGGACAAAGAACCCAUACUUGUGUAGCAUCGAUUUUUAGGUUUCAUUUCACUUGUUUCAGUUUUUCUUCUAUAACUAUCAUGUGGUUCCAGAAACGUAACUAUGAAAAGGAAACAAUAAGAAGAAUGUGUUAGUGUAUGAUACUAGUGGAUACUAAUUGGAUGAUUAAGUUCUCAUAAUUAGUAAAAUUCUUACUUGACAUUCUCGUCA
Messenger RNA from Musa acuminata AAA Group (dessert banana), 3939 nucleotides. RefSeq names its product protein TPR1. NCBI's taxonomy places the organism in Eukaryota, Viridiplantae, Streptophyta, Magnoliopsida, Zingiberales, Musaceae. Bases 217 to 3717 code for a protein of 1166 amino acids. The record is from RefSeq and is a predicted model, not a curated record. Gene Ontology annotation, molecular function: protein binding. The transcript has 25 exons. Gene Ontology annotation, biological process: regulation of DNA-templated transcription.